ACGUAUUUGUUGAAUGCCAACUUAUAUAUAAUAACCACUGACAUACACUCAUUUUUAUUCAUUUAUUUUCUCUUCUUCUUUUAGUCAAACUUCAAUUCAUAACUAAGAUACACUUCUUCAAAAGCUAUACAACAACAAAGGAUUGAAAAAAUUGAAGUUGGUAGUGAAUCUAAAUCUCUAUGGGAUUAUCACUUUCUUUAUUAACAUCAGCUUGGGAAGAAAUUGUUAGACAUUCACUUUUGAAUCUUUCAUUCAACUUUAGUUUUGGUUCCAAAGAUGGGGCUAUGAUUUUAAGAGCAAAAAGUUUCAACAAAACAGAAUCAUCAGAAACAACAAAUGUUUCCACAAAAAGAAACAAUUCAACAAGGUUAGAGGAUUAUAGACCAGAACAUGUGAUGCUUGAAAGAAAUGUUGAAGAAUUGCAUCAUAAGGCAGUGCCUUUGCUUUCAUUGCCUCAAGAAUUUAUUUUCUCUUCACCAAGACCAGUUAGUGAACUUGAUGCUGCUGCAACUAAGCUUCAGAAAGUUUAUAAGAGUUAUCGAACUCGACGAAACCUUGCAGAUUGUGCUGUUGUUGUUGAGGAACUCUGGUGGAAAGCAUUGGAUUUUGCUGCUCUUAGAAGAAGUUCAGUUUCAUUCUUUAAUGUGGAAAAACAAGAAACUGCUGGGUCAAGGUGGGCAAGGGCGAGGACAAGAGCAGCUAAGGUUGGAAAAGGUUUGUCAAAGGAUGAUAAGGCACAAAAACUAGCCCUGCAACAUUGGCUUGAAGCUAUUGACCCACGUCAUCGCUAUGGACACAAUUUGCACUUGUAUUAUGAUAUUUGGUUUGAAAGCCAAAGCACUCAACCAUUUUUCUAUUGGUUGGAUGUUGGAGAUGGUAAAGAAAUAAAUCUUGAGAAAUGUCCAAGGGCAACCCUUCAACGCCAGUGCAUUAAAUACCUUGGACCAAAUGAAAGGGAAGAAUAUGAAGUAAUUGUUGAAAAUGGGAAGUUGGUGUAUAGAAAAGAUGGGAGGCUAGUGGAUACUGAUGAAAAAUCCAAAUGGAUAUUUGUUCUUAGCACCACUAGAGCCUUGUAUGUUGGAAGGAAGAAAAAGGGUGCUUUUCAACACUCUAGCUUUCUAUCUGGUGCUGCAACCACAGCUGCCGGAAGAUUAGUGGCACAUCAAGGUGUACUCGAGGCUAUUUGGCCUUAUAGUGGUCACUAUCAUCCAACUGAAGAGAAUUUCAGAGAAUUCGUUAGCUUUCUCGAGGAGCACAAUGUAGACCUCUCAAAUGUGAAGAAAUGUGCUAUAGAUGAUGAUGCUCCUUCAUUUAUUGGGACCAAUUCAUUUAUUGAAGAAAAUAAUGAAUCACAACAAAUUAUGGGUCCUACUAAAACUUCCCAAUCAAUACCCACCAAUAAUGCCAACAACAAAGGAAUCAAAACCAAUAAUGCAACAGUUAAUGAAGAGGUUAUUCAAGCCAAUAAAUUGGAUGCCCCAAUGUUUGACUUUUCAAAGAGAUUAUCAUGCAAGUGGUCUACAGGAGCUGGACCUCGUAUUGGUUGUGUCCGUGACUAUCCUGAACACCUUCAAUCAAGAGCAUUGGAACAAGUUAACUUGUCUCCUAGGCCUGCUUCUGCAAGACCAUAUAGCUAUGGUCCAAUUCCUUCUCCAAGACCAAGCCCAAAAGUUAGGAUUUCUCCUAGGCUUGCAUAUAUGGGGUUACCUAGCCCAAGAACCUUAAUUCCUCCUAAAAAUUAAGGCCAAUAUGGAAGGAAUUAGGCUCGGUCUGUAUCAUCUAAAUUUGAUUCCCUAUAAUCGUAUAACAAUUGAGAGAAUCGUUUGAUUUAUAGAGGGAUAUUUUCUCUCAUUAGAUCUAACGUUCUCUCUAUAAUUGUUGUAUCGUGCAACUAUUGUAGAUGAUUCAUUUCAUCCAAUAAACAACCUCUAGCUACUAGAGCAUGAGAGGAUUCCUCGUCAAACCUUUUUCACCUAAGGUGACACUUGAAUUGAGGAUAGGUCUUGUGACGGUAAUUCGUAAAUCAGUGAUGAGAAUAGAUAGAUUAACUCUAUUCAUUUUUUUUAGUAUUUGAAUUUGUUUAUUUUUUUUAUUCUUUUAGGAAUUUGGAUAUCUUAUAGAAUGUUUUGUUUUGCAACAAACAUUUGAAUAAAGCUUCCUAUUCUCUUGUAGUGUUUGUGGAACCUUUUUGAAAGGAAAUCAAACAUGUUAUUAGCCUUUUCACUAAAACACAUGUGUCCUUCAAUCAAAUUGUAACUUUUAUUAAUUUUAAAGAAGAAAAUAGACAGAUGAUGUGUUUGUCUUUACGCGAAUAUAAUAUAAAAAUAGUUCAUA
Molecule: messenger RNA, 2334 nt
Organism: Cicer arietinum (chickpea)
Lineage: Eukaryota; Viridiplantae; Streptophyta; Magnoliopsida; Fabales; Fabaceae
Product: IQ domain-containing protein IQM1-like
Source: RefSeq, a predicted model, not a curated record